Molecule: messenger RNA, 467 nt
Organism: Pleuronectes platessa (European plaice)
Lineage: Eukaryota; Metazoa; Chordata; Actinopteri; Pleuronectiformes; Pleuronectidae
Product: spondin-1
Exons: 3
Source: RefSeq, a predicted model, not a curated record
AUGGGAAUGUAUCUGCCGCUGCUGCUGUUGCAGUGUUAUCUCCUGACGAGCUUCGUGUGCAGCGCCGUCGCCUUCGUGGAGGAGCCCUCCGGAGGCAGGUCGGACGGGUACUGCGGGCGGAUCCUCCGGGCGCAGACCCAGGGCACCCGGCGGGAUGGACACCACGAGUUCAGGCUCCGGGUGGAGCGGGACCCGGAGACCUACGAGCCGGGCACCACCUACAGAGUCGUGCUCCUGGCAGCCAGCCCGAAUUACUUCCGAGGCUUCACCCUCAUCUCCCUGAAGGAGGGCCGGGAGGGCACCACGGACCAGGACUACACCGGGCAGUUCCAGAUCAUCGAUGAGGACGACACACAGUUCAUGAGCAACUGCCCCCCCGCGGUGACGGAGAGCACCCCCCGCAGACGCACCAGGAUACAGGUGUUCUGGACAGCGCCACCUACUGGGACCGGCUGCGUUAUACUAAA